This is a messenger RNA of Lasiodiplodia theobromae, 3174 nucleotides long. RefSeq names its product Fungal specific transcription factor domain containing protein. Lineage: Eukaryota; Fungi; Ascomycota; Dothideomycetes; Botryosphaeriales; Botryosphaeriaceae. Bases 1 to 3174 code for a protein of 1057 amino acids. The record is from RefSeq and is a predicted model, not a curated record. The transcript has 4 exons. Gene Ontology annotation, biological process: positive regulation of transcription by RNA polymerase II; DNA-templated transcription. Gene Ontology annotation, molecular function: zinc ion binding; DNA-binding transcription factor activity, RNA polymerase II-specific; sequence-specific DNA binding.
AUGACCGCUCCCAAGCGCCCGCGAGAGGCAUCCUCGACCGAUGGCGCCUCGCCUGAAGACGCCAGCAGCAAGAUCGAGUCGCCGACAGCCAGCGCGAGCGGCAGCCAGCAAGCGUCGUCCUUCCGAAACGUCUCGGCGUGCAACCGCUGCCGCCUGCGCAAGAACCGCUGCGACCAACGCCUGCCCGCCUGCGCCAGCUGCGAGAAGGCCCACGUCAAGUGCGUCGGCUACGACCCCAUCACCAAGAGGGAGAUACCGCGAAGUUAUGUGUAUUACCUCGAGAGCAGGGUCGCGUACCUGCAAUCGCUGCUGCGCGACAAUCAAAUCCCCUUUGCCCCGCCCGAACACUUUGCUCUGAGCUACAAGCCGCCCAAUGGCGAGGCCACCUUCCCCCUCGACAAGCAAGCACGCGCCGCCCAGCAGGAAGGCCAGCUCAGCGCGCAGCAUGACUCCACGGCCGACGACGGCGCAGAUACGAAGCAGCAGGAGCAGUACGACCGCGACAAGAUCAACAAGAUGGUCUCAAAUAUUGGCAUGGUCUCGGUGCAGGGCGCGUCCGACCCGCGCUUCCUUGGCUCGACGUCAGGCAUCUCCUUUGCCCGCGUCGUCUUUGCCGCCGUCAAGAGCUCCGUGUCUGGCGCUUCGUCAGAGAAGGGCAGCGUGCGUGCCAGCAAGCCCCUGCCCGGCCAGGCCGCCGCCAAUGGCACCUCCAUGAGGGAUUCCUUCUUCGGUCUCCACACCAAGCCCACCAUCCGCCAAGCUCCCUUCCCCGAGCGUGACCUGGCGCUGAGGCUGGUUGAGCUGUACUUUGAGCAUGCUAAUCCGCAGAUCCCAAUCCUCCACCGCGGCGAGUUCAUGGCCAUGUUCGAGCGUGCCUUGGCCACCGAUCCGAAGGAUCGGACGAGCCGCGAGCUGUACAUGCUGAACAUCGUCUUCGCCAUCGGUGCUGGCAUCAUCAUGGGCAGCUCCGACGCCACGUCCGAGUCGCCUGAUCCGGACGCGACCAGCGCAUCACAGAGACCCUCGCAAACCCCACCUCCGGGCAAGCGACGCAGGCUCGCGAGUGUGCAACACCAGCCCGAGGAAUACCACGCCUCCGCUAUUGUCCACCUCGAAAGCUUUCUGUCGUCAUCUCCCUCUGUCGAUCGCCCCGACGGCUUCGGCGGCGGUCUGGAGGAGCUGCAGGCAGUAUUGCUCCUUGCCGGGUUUGCUCUGCUGAGACCCGUUGCACCAGGUUUGUGGUACAUCACAGGUGUAGCCGUGAGAUUGGGCGUCGAUCUCGGUCUCCACUACGAAGACGGCGCGGGCAUUGACGGCGGCCCCAGCGCUGACGACACAAGCUUGCUGAAUCCUGGACAUGCGCCUGAUGACGCACCUGGAGCAAACAAUGCCGUGAGACUCGACCCGAAAGAGCGAGGAAGGCGCCAGUGGGUUCGUGACCUUCGCCGGCGCCUAUGGUGGUGCGUGUAUUCGUUCGAUCGCCUCGUGAGCACCUGCGUGGGCAGGCCGUUUGGCAUCACUGACCAGGUCAUCACCACCGAGUUCCCCUCCCCCCUUGACGACAGAUACAUCACCCGGGAGGGCUUCCUACAGCCCCCCGGCGGCAGCGAGAAGCCGACGUACAAGUGUGUGUCAUAUCAUUAUUUCCGGUUGCGCCUCCUCCAAUCGGAAAUUCUCCAAGUGCUGCAGCACCGCCAGACACAGCAGGCGCGCGCUAUCGGUGCGAAUCAGGGCAACGAUUUCAUGCACACAAACCUGCCUUCCCCCUUCCUCUCCAAGUUUGACUCCUUCCUGUCGUGGCGCCGGGACAUCGACCGCCGACUCUGGGAGUGGAAGGAGUCCUCGCCCACCCAGAUGGACACGGGCGUCCAGUUCUCACCGCUCUUCUUGGAGCUGAAUUACUGGCAAGCUGUCAUCAUGCUGUAUAGGCAGAGCCUGAGUGUGCCGCCCGUCCUGGCAGAUGAGCUGAAAUCUACUGAAGAUGAUGUGUCAAGCCCGUCAAUGGUGAACCUGGAGGAGCGCGAAGACGAAGAACAUGUCUUCCUGAAGGUAGCAGAGGCUGGGCAAAAGGUGCUGAAGCUAUACCGCCAGCUACAUAGGGUGCACUUGGUGAAUUACACCUUCCUGGCGACCCAUCACUUGUUCAUGGCAGGCAUUUCAUUUCUGUACGCAAUUUGGCAUUCGCCGGUCGUCCGAAGUCACUUGUCUCUUGACGAUGUCGACUUUACGGUGCUUGCGGCAACAUCCGUUCUAGGCGAUCUCAUUGAGAAAUGCCCUCCAGCCGAAGCGUGUCGGGAUGCUUUUGACCGCAUGAGCAAAGCCACUAUUCAAAUGUGCAUGUCGACAACCGGCUUCGGGCCUCAAGCGCUUGCUCAGAACCGUGCGAAGCAGCAGCAGACUUACCACUCAUCACCGAACUUUUCCGCUGCUGAGCAACAGCCCACAGCUUCGCCGACCACAGAGCAUCCUCGUGGCGUCAACCGGCCGGGCUAUUUCCCUAGCUCGAAUGCCAACUCGAAUUACAACUCGCGGAAACAACACCCGCGCUUCGACAUGAACCUACGAGAUCUCUUCAGCGACGACGAAAGUGAGUCGCGCCUCAGGCGGCCCAGCCUUGGGUUGGUCGGUAUGCGGCCCUCGAACUCCAUGCAGAACCAAGUCAAGCAGGAGACGCCGCGGCCGGCAACAUCAUCAGCCACUUUCGUCUCGCCGGAGAUGCGGCAGUUUAGUUCAGCGCAAGUAGAUUCGCAGCUGCAGACGUCAGCAGCGACCUCACCAGUACAGAUGCAACAGCGUCCGGCUCAUCAGCGCCACCACUCGCAUCAGCAGCAAAUGCGCCAGCAGCAGCCGCAGAUCUCUCCAUACACCCAGCAGCAGACGUCUCCCUACACCCCCACUUAUGGCCCGAACGUAGCCAUGGCGCAGCAACAGACGGCACCCGGGUAUCCUGACAUCGGCCAGUCAACUUUCCCCGAUCUUGACUUCCUUGACGCGUUCCCAGCUGGUAGCGCCAGCGCCGAAGCUGGCGGCGGUGGAAACAUGGACCUGGGGUUUGGAAUGCAACUGGACGACAUCUCCGGGGCGAAUAAUCAUGACUGGAGUGAUGGCAACGCCUUUGACCUAUUCGACGGGUUCUUCUUCGGACAGGGACCCGGUGCACCAGGAAGUUUGUAA